GUCACUGACUAUCGUGUUCGCUUAUCUGUAGUCGAUACGGCAGUGUUAAAAAGUCCGAGAGCCGAAAGUGGCUAAGUUCAGCCGCUGAACCGCGACGCUACAGCCACAAUACGCGCCAUUUUCAAACGUCUUCGAUCUCAUCUCCACAAAAUUCCAUUUUUAUUUCUUAAUAUCGGAUUUCGUGGUAUUAAAAGAAAGUAAAAUUUGAUAUUGAAGUAAGUUAAAAAGUAACUAAUUGCUGAGUUUUUUAAUUUGGCCCUUAAUAUCUUUGAUUUAAUAUCUUUGAGAAAAUACCUCUGUUUUUAGCACCCUCUAGAGAUCAAGCUUGAUAUGUUCAGACCGUUUCCGCGGCAACAAGAAAGCAAACUAGUUACGUAAAUGUGCAACAUGAUUUCUAUAACUUAUUUUCUCACUUCACACAGAACCACUCAUUAAUUCGCAAGUAACGAAAAUUUCAAGAAAUUUACAAGUGAUACAAAAUCAAGUAAAGAGUUUGUUAGUUAAAUUUGGCAAUUGAAUAAAACUUAAAAAAGAAAUCAUGCUCUCAUCUAAAGCGAAUGCAGCGCUGAUGCGUGUGAAAGAGAUGGAAGAGAAAUAUAAGAUGAAACGCAGAGAGCAAAUAUGGAACCGUAAAGAGGAUACAGAUAGUUUGAUAAGCAGCGUUUCGAUUAAUUUUUCGGAGAAUCUCUCGACAAAGUUAAAGGAGUCGCCGAAGGAUGUUUCAAAGCUGAAACUUGAUAUAAAGAUGCCAGAUAUUCGAUUUGAAGGACACAUAGAAGAAAAAAAACUUUCAUCAAAGGAUAAAAAAUCAACGAAGGACAGAGUGAGCUCGAAAUCUGAAGAUGCUGAUGAAGUUGAUGUCGAAAUACUGUUAGAAGAUAAAUCGUCGCAUUCCGCAGAAAAGCAAGAAAGUUCCAUCUCAGAUAUAACAACCAUUCAAGAAGACAGCUUGAUUGAAAGCGUGCUUGAUGAUUCAAUGACUUCGUCAAAAUCACCAUCGUAUUCGAAGGCAUCACAACAAAACUUUUCUACAACCAGCAAUAAACUUUCUGGACGCAAAGAAAGAAUAAAAGCAGAUGGAAAGUUAAAGAAAGGAAAGGAAUCUGAUAAAUCAUCUGAAAUUUCAAGGAAUAAAUUAUCAUCCAAUAAUUCAUCAAUUGCAAAGUCAUCAAAGUCGUCUGAAAAAUCGAAAGAGAAGAUUUCCAAAGUGCGUUCUAGCGUGAGACAUGUGAUUGACGAAGAAAAGAAUGUUAAGACAUUAAAAUUGAUAAAUAGUGAUCAAAAUUCAAAGAAUUUGAAUUAUUUGGGAUCUUUACACAAUGAUAGUGUUAUCAAGGAGUCGAUCGAUACGAUAGAGAAUGAUAGUGAAAUUAUUUCAGAACUUUCCCAUGCUGAGGAAAAUGUUAUAAUUAAUACUAAAGAUUCUGUGAAUCUUUCAAUCAAUUCAAAAUAUUCAGUAAGUGAAAAUGCUUAUGUAAUGGUUUCAAAUAGUUCCAAACAUCCUGUAGCGGAAAAUGACUAUACAAAUGACACCUUCGAAGAUGUUUCAAGCUUGACUAUGCGAUCAAAAUCAGAAUUGCAACGCAAGAAAAUUAUUGAUGCUGAGAAUAUGUUGAUAAAAUUGCAUGGGGACGCAACUGAUACAACUGCUAAAAAAGAAAUGAGUUUAGAAAUUGUGAAAAGCUCUUCCAGAACUAAAACAGAAUUUGAAGAUCAGAAUGCAACAAUGAGGAAAGUAAAGAAAGAAGAUGAGAGUUCUCACUCUUUAGAAAAUGAUAAAAUAUCUGAUCACAAUAGUCACGAGUAUAACACCAAGAAGAAGAAAAGGAAAAUUAAAAAUACAAGUGCAAAGUCAAUCAAAGCUUCUCACAAUAACAUCGGAAGUCGUAAGGAAGACAAGGCUUUGAGACUUGACGAGAAACAAAUGCGCAGACUUCAAAAGCGAAUUGUCGAACUGCGACUGUGGCAAGAGCGGGAAGACCUCCAAAAAUAUCUACACGAAUUGAAAGACUUGAGAUUACAAUCGAGUGCUACUCCGAGCUAUUUCAGUCCUUUGGAAUUUCCAAAGGUCGCAGAAUUUACACAGCCAGAUGCAAUCGAGAUAGAAUCGAAGCCGGAUGAUCAGUGUGUUAUGCUUCGGGAGAGAGUUUCGGCAAUCAGACGGUGGUUGAAGGAUCAAUAUAUGUUGUAUCGUGACUACUGUACUAUGGCGCAAGCGAUCAAUGCCCACUACGUUCCCACGACGUUGAACGAUGCCAAAAAGGUUGGUGCCUUUUAAAUGGCUCGAUGUUAUUUAUCAUUGUCAAGUUGGAAUUUCAGGUAGGUAGGCGAGAGAGCAUGUCAUGAUGAGGACAAUAGGAGAACGCAAUAAGGAACCGAAUAAGGAAACGAAUGGUUAACAGCGCACCGCAAACUUGUGAGGUUCCGCUUGGACAAGCUCAAGAAAGUCUCUUAAACGAGAUAAAUCAUUCUGCUUGCAGACGAUACGUGAGCUGCGAAAAACAACUAUUAAAACCAGAUGACGUCGACGUGCCCACCUGAGACACGUGACGUAUGUACGUAAUCCUUCGUUGAAGUUAUCUAUGAUCCAGCAUCACAUUUAAGUACUUCAAAAUCAGUGGGGAUUGCGCGGCGAUUCUAUGAGGGA
This is a messenger RNA of Linepithema humile (Argentine ant), 2647 nucleotides long. RefSeq lists its product as uncharacterized. Lineage: Eukaryota; Metazoa; Arthropoda; Insecta; Hymenoptera; Formicidae. The record is from RefSeq and is a predicted model, not a curated record.